UCCAAUCAGUUGAUCAUUCAUUCUAGCUUACACGACAAAAGUUGAAAUAAUGUGGCACGGAUCUCAUGGAAUCUAAAUGAUACAAAACGUAUACUUUAUUAUUAUCCAAUGCCCUAUAUAUAUUGCGCUAGAAAAUUCAAUUAACUAUGCAUCGAUUAUUAAUGAUUUUAAUUACAGUGGGCUACUGAUAUUUAUAAGUGUGCAUACUGGACCGGUACUGUCUAUACACUGUUCUUAUAAAAAGGAAAAGUUUGAAGUAUAGAACUUCGGACAAUUUAAUGGUCUUUAUACAGAUAGAUUAUAACUAGUUUUUCUGAUGCAUUGACUAAUUUCCUUUUUUUGAUUUUUUUAAAGCUUUAGAAAAUUAAUAAUGCUACGUAAUAAACAAGGUGAACUGCCUAGCGAACUACGAUCGUAUUCGGCGAUGGAACUUGUAUCAUCAUGCGUGAAAAACUUCAAUAGUGAGAAGCCUAAAGAUUUGAUUAAAGAUCUCAAUUUGAAAACAUCCCAAUUGGCAUUUGAUAUUGUAUUCAAGUCUCCUGAUGGCAUCAUGGAUACAUUAGAAACUGUAUUAACAUCUACGUUUGUACGGUAUCCAUUUGAUGAAAACGACAAAUUUUAUGAUAUUGAUGUAACAGACUUAAAUUUCCCAUUGUGUCAUAGUCCUUCUAUGCUUAAAACAAUCAGUGAUUUACUCGGGCUUAGUGAAAAUGAUGAAGGGACGGAAUUUAUUCAAAAUGGUAUUAUUGCAAAUGACAACGGAACUGGCGACAGUUAUACGAAUGAAGAAAUAGCACAGGCAACAUGUGAAUUGAGAACACAAUGUUUACCAAUGAUACGGUCACAUAAUGAAAAAGGUACAAGUAACAAAAACGAAAGUCAUGACAAUGGAUUACAAGAUAGUAUCCCAUUGUCAAAAUCUGUGGGUGUUACCAACACUCCACCAAAUAAGUUGCAAAUUGUACAUCCAUUAGAAGAAACAUAUCGAUCACGUUAUAAAAGUGAUUAUUUUCCACAACAUGGUCAAGUUAGAAAACCACGUUAUGUAGCAGAUAGUGUCGGAAAUCAUUUCGUCUCGAUAAAAAUGCCUGUAGAUUAUAUAAACGAACUUUCAAAUAAAUAUAUUCGUGUAGCAUGGUUAACUGGACUUGUUAAUGACCAGCAUUAUUACAGUCCUUAUAAAUUUCAAAUUAAUAACAACAAUCCAAAGGUUCUAGAUGAAAAUCCCAUAUACCUACCGGUUACCAUAAAUGCAUCGGACGAUUAUGUAAUGAAGUUACAUUUGGUUUUGAUCAAAUCAAAGUUGGAUCAACUGAGACAAGCACAACCAUUAAAACUAUUUAUCCCGUCAGAUUGUGAGAAUGUGAUGUCGAAACCGUUAAAUCCUAAAAAGCUGAUCGAAACAUAUAAAUUGGAAAAAUCUCAUCUGGCCUUUACGUUAUGCACGAAACAAGCCGAUAACAUCUAUAUUACACAUUCAGAAACAACAGUUAUUUCGAGAUUAAUGACAGAAGGUGUACUAAAGUCGUCAACUAAACAAACGUAUCAGUUCACAUGUCCUCAUUGCACUCACUGUUUUGCUUUAUCAUCAUCGACAUCUGCUCAAAGCGAAACUACUAAUUCAUCAACUAAACGUAAAACAGACGAUCGGACACCGUCAAUCAAGAAGUAUGAUCAAACCGAUCAGUUCAACGAUAUUGUUGGUGAGACAGGUGUUCAGAAUACAGAUGAUUUAAUAGCAACAAAUAGUGAAUUUAAUCUAAAUAAUGUUGUUAUACAACAGAGUCAAGAAAUAGUUCAAGACUAUCAGAUAUUUAAAAAUUUUAAACUUGAAACGGUAGGAUCAAUAUUAUUAUCGGGAUCAGUUGCAAUUAUACCAAUUUCAUCUGAUCAACUACAACUUGUACAUCCAUUGGAAGAAACAUAUCGAUCACGUUAUAAAAGUGAUUAUUUUCCAGAAAAUGGUCAAGUUAGAAAACCACGUUAUGUAACAGAUAGUGUCAGAAAUCAUUUCGUCUCGAUAAAAAUUCCUAGUAUUUAUUUUGAAAAUCAUUGUAAAAAAUAUAUUCGAGUAGAUUGGAUUACUACAUCGAAAGAUGGUCAACCAUAUUAUAUGCCUUAUAAAUUUCAAACCAACAAUGAUAAACGUGUUCUAGAUAUUAUACUUGGUAUUGAUAAAAUCCAAACAAGACGAAUUGAAAAAUGUUCCGGCAUUGACGCUGUUUGA
Messenger RNA from Didymodactylos carnosus, 2227 nucleotides. The record is from the annotation of a GenBank genome assembly. Lineage: Eukaryota; Metazoa; Rotifera; Eurotatoria; Philodinida; Philodinidae.